GCACGAUACGGUGCUUCAACGCGCAGGUUUAUCUGGCCGUGUUUAGUGGAAGUGCACGAGAUGCUCCACGGUGCGUGCAGGACUGUACUGUUGAGCUGAACACACACACGCUCCGUUUCCCUUAGCUACAAGAAGGAACACUUUUACAAACCCAAAACGGGAGCUUUAAAUACAUUCUAAACAAAUAAGUGCCGCUAAAGCUUUUUUCGAAUACCGCAAGGAUGGACGCAUCCAUCAUCAUCCCAGCCAUAUUCUUCACUGUCGUUGCCGUCGUGGUGGCAGCCAAGUUUUUGAACAAGAAGAGCGAAGCACCGGCCGCGACAAAGAAAGGUCCCAUCGAAUAUGCAGAUAUCAUCCCACCUUCACGGGCCCUGGGAGUGGUGAAGCCCAAGGUAGAAGCGCCACCGGUCGUAGCGAAAAAAGAAGUUCAAGUUAAGGCCGAAGUCAAAGAAGUUGUCAAAGUCGCCCCUAAAGAGGAGCCCGUGGCUGUGGCCCCCGUUGUCGAGGAGGUUCCAGUUGUUGAGAAGCAGCCCGCUAAAGAGCCCGAAAUUGUUCCCGAAAUUGUGCCUGAGGUCCAGCAUGUUCCAGAGCCAGAGCCUGUUCCAGAGCCCAUCGUAGAACCUGUUCCAGAACCAGUUCCAGAACCAGAACCAGAGGUUCUUGCCCCAGAACCAGAGGUCCUUGCCCCAGAACCAGAGCCAGAGGUUGAACCCAUCCCGGAGCCUGAGGCGGUCCCUGUGGCCCCAGUAGAGGAGCCCCUCCCUGAUCUCAUCCUAGAACCUGAGCCCGUAGCUGUGGUGGAGGAGGUGAUCGCAGAACCGGAGCCUGUCUCAGAACCAGAACCAGAACCAGUGGACAUAGAGCACAACGACGUGGCUGCAGCUGAGGACAGCGUGACUCCUAAGUUCACCCCCGGCAAGAAGAAGAGCAAGUUUGAGAAGCUCAUGACCAAGGAGGAGAUGGAGGAGGAACAGAGGAUAGAGCUCACGUCCGAUCUUACUUCUCUCUAAGCACCGUCUCCCAGAAUGUGUUAGGAAGAAAGGAGAGGAGCAGCUGAAUAAGACAUCGAUGGAGCGUCAACCUUUACUCUCUCUCUCUCCCCCUCUCUCUUCCCCUCCCUCUCUCCCUCCCUCCCCCUCUCUCUCACUUGUUCUUUUUUACAUCUCUCUCUCUUUCUUUCUUUUCUGUCUUGAAGACCGAUCGUUGAAGAGCCAACGCAAAGAUCAUCUCAAACUCUGUUGCUCGUCUGUCCCCCAUUCUGCCUAUACGGAAGAUAACCUCUCCUUGUCUGUCGUCCUUUAUAUCCUCUCUUUAUCCAUCUGGAUGUAAAAGGGCACCGCUUAAGUACCAGCCUGUUAAUAGCAAACUGAAUUACAAACACACCAGUGUGCCUGUAUGCGUUGUCUUUUCCCUCUGUUCGCUGUCUGGGGUGUAGUCGUUAGCUAGAAUAGAGGUUAGAACAUGAAUCCAACUCACUCAACUUAAGGGAGCUUGUUUUCUCUGACCACAGGAAGAGCUAGUGAGACCAGGGGCGUGUCCAGACAUUUUAUUGAUAUUGGGGUGGCCAAUCAGAUUUCAGGGGUGGCCCGUCCACUCUAGGCCACUCCCUGAACACGCCACAGAGUGAGACCUCCCCAACAUGAAUCUGUCUGGGGAAGGUCUGAAGGUAAACAUUAGUCAUGGUCACAAAACAUAUUUUUAUGUGUACGGUUAGAGUCUAGAUCUACCGCUGUCAAGUGAGGGAAACGCAACCGGUGCUUUGACAGUAAGACGUGGUCAGUCUCCAUGAUGGAGGUUGGGGAUCGGGAAAGAGUCAGUGUCAUAUUUUUCUUUUUUGUGUUUUCGCUUUGUUAUAUAGCCCUAAUUAUGAAGCUGUGAUCUUAACAAGAGACAUGUGAUGAUGGACAUGUGAAGGUAAAUCACCAGUCCAACCCCCCCCCUGUCUGUAAACUCUCUACUGCCACCCAUAGGACAUCUACUGAACUGCAUAACAUACAUGCCAGUCAUCACUAUUGGUUGUAAGCAUUCGUACACUAAUCCGUGCUCAGAUGUUUCAAAACUCCAGAGCAGUAGUCUAUAGGUGUGGCACAACCGUUAUGAGAAUGGCCACCUUGUGCCAAAGGAUCUGUGGAAAUACUCUGCAGGAAAGAACACAGUGUUACUAACACAGUGUUAGGCUAGUCCUGUCUGGGAGAUGUCGUUCUGAUAUCUUGAGAUGGCAAAUCUCUUUUUCUCUCCUCAGCUCUCCUAUCCAUGUCUGUCCCACUCCUGAGUCACUUUACAUGUAACCAAUGCACACUGACAAUGAAUGGGGUUCUUUCUCCCAGUAUGGGACUGGAGUGUUUGUAAGUAGAAUGGUGAAAAAUAAAACAAAUUAUACUAUGCAAAAAAAGUGGCAUAAAUGUAUGAGAAACCAUAGUGAUUUUGUAGAGAGUUUGUUUUGUAGUUCUUUUAUUGGGAGGGCUUUUGUAAACUCUUGAUAAUUAAAAGCCUGUUUGUCUGAAAAA
Hypomesus transpacificus is the source of this 2507-nucleotide messenger RNA. RefSeq names its product FILIA-N KH-like domain-containing protein. Lineage: Eukaryota; Metazoa; Chordata; Actinopteri; Osmeriformes; Osmeridae. The transcript is spliced from 5 exons. The record is from RefSeq and is a predicted model, not a curated record. The coding region runs from base 222 to 1010 and encodes 262 amino acids.